Rhizoctonia solani is the source of this 1599-nucleotide messenger RNA. RefSeq names its product F-box-like protein. The transcript has a single exon. Lineage: Eukaryota; Fungi; Basidiomycota; Agaricomycetes; Cantharellales; Ceratobasidiaceae. The coding region runs from base 1 to 1599 and encodes 532 amino acids. The record is from RefSeq and is a predicted model, not a curated record. Gene Ontology annotation, molecular function: protein binding.
AUGCAAGCAGCGGGUCCUUUUCGUGCGCUCCAGCAAUGGAAGGAUGCGCAAGAGGCCUUGGAUCAUGCCGUGCAGCACUAUCUUGAAAGCACUAUAUUACUUCAGUCUCAAACUCAUAAUAGUGCCUGCUCUGUCGAAUCACAAUCCGUACGGAACACUUUGUCUGAAACUUGGAUCAACAAAGCGCCGAUUCCUGAUAAACACUCAAUACUUGCGCGGGCCCAGGUUCAUCUCAACCAAAUGCGAAACUCGAUGAUCCAGGUUAAUAGUUUGCCACCCGAACUCUUGCUUAGGAUCUUCCGCUUUGUUGCUAGCACUUUUCGCGCGAUCGAGAAUCAAUCCAUCACGACUCCCUCUCCUUCUCAUCAAGAUAACUACAAAGACUUGAUCAUUGCUACUCAUGUUUGUUCUUAUUGGCGGAACAUUCUUAUUAGUACGCCAUCGUUCUGGUCUCGGUUCGAUUUCGAUAUGCGGAAUAAGAUCGAGGCGGAAUAUGAACGGGCCGAACUGUACUCAAACCGAGCUUGCGGAGUGCCCCAAUCCUUAUUUAUCGAAGAGCACGCCUCGCGUUAUUUCUAUCACGAGAGCUUUGACAUAUUUCAGAACCUUUUCCGGUCACGGCUAGACAACUUAACACAAAUAGUCAUGCUCAAUUUCUCGAGCCUUGACCUCGUGAGGGAAACAAUGUCACAUUGGCUGCAACACGGGAGGCCAGGGACGCUUCGUGCUUUGACAAUUCAGAUGGACUCAAAAGUUGAGAUAUCCGAGCCAAUCCAAACCAAACACCGCGAUUUCAUCGGAAGAAUGUCCCAAAUGCUAGACCCAAUUCACUCGCUCUCUCUUUUAGGCGUGGUAUUCGCCUGGGACAGCCUAAUCUACCACAAUUUAACCCAGUUACACAUCGGCGGUAUCCCUUACGAGGUUUCUCCACAUAUACACAAUGUUCUAGAUAUUCUUUCCAAUAGCCCAAGGCUACAAAAACUGAGGAUCAAUAAUAUGGCAAUCCUUCAAUGCGAUCAAGUCUCCACCCAUCCAGUUUAUCUCACAGAACUUGAGCAGCUGGAGCUAAUGGAGCUAACCUAUGAAAGCCUCGAUGUGCUACUACCGAUGAUCUUCCCUCAGUCAAAGGGUCUUAAUAUUCGUAUAACUCUCUUGUCUAUCGACGACCAUGUGGUAUCGGCAAUUAACUCGUUCUUGGGUCGUACCGAUGUCGCCCGACUAUGUGCACAACAAGAUUUGAUCGCUCGGUGUUUACCGGCUGUGCCAAACAUAUCCACCCUCAUUGUUGAUCUCAAGGGACAACCCGAAGAUUCAUGUCUUUCCAAAUUCUCCUAUAUUGACGCUUCAACCGGUGUGCGAGUCCUCCGAUGCCCCAACCUUCAGACACUGCAUCUUCACUCGGGAUCCAUUCCCAUAGAAGCUAUCCAAGAAGUGAUCGAAACGCAUCCUACCAUACGAAAACUUUGGUUUUCCACUUGUUAUAUUGAACCAUUCGAGGACGAGCUUUUGUAUUGGCUGAAGCCUUAUGUGGAGAACGUUCGUUUUGAUCCAAGGUUAGGCGAGGGGGCGACUGAUGAUUGGACUCAUGUUAUGAUUUGA